Molecule: messenger RNA, 2220 nt
Organism: Drosophila subobscura
Lineage: Eukaryota; Metazoa; Arthropoda; Insecta; Diptera; Drosophilidae
Product: acyl-CoA synthetase short-chain family member 3, mitochondrial
Exons: 5
Coding region: 133-2160 (675 amino acids)
Source: RefSeq, a predicted model, not a curated record
GGUCUCGACUACAGUGCGACGGUUGUGCUUCUGUUUUCAGCUGUUUUCAUCGAAUAGGAUUUAAAAGUACUUCCAAUAACAACCAGCAACCCAAAUUUAUAAAACUCAAAAAAGAGCAAACAUAAAGCCAGAAUGGAGCCAGGUGCAAGUGCUGUGAAUUAUGUGAAUUAUGAAGGCAGCGCCUCUAUCGGCGGCAUGCCUAUUGAGGCACACGAUCCCAUCUACCUGGAGGCCUAUCGCCAGAGCAUACAAAAUCCGGUGGCCUUCUGGGAGGAGCAGGGACAUCUGUUGGACUGGGAUAGACCCUGGCAGCAGGUGCUGGACAACAGCAACCCGCCCUUCAGCAAGUGGUAUGUCGGUGGAUAUCUGAAUGCCUGCUACAAUGCCAUCGAUCGGCAUAUCCUAGCCGGCAGGGGCGAGAAGGUGGCGCUCAUUCAUGACAGUCCACUCACUGGAACGGUGCGACGUGUCACAUACCAGGAGCUGUACGAUCAGAUUAUCCUGCUAGCUGGAGGUCUGGCCAAAAUGGGCGUGGUGAAGGGAGAUCGUGUGGUGAUUUACAUGCCGCUGAUACCCGAAACGAUCAUUGCCAUGCUGGCCAUUGUGCGUCUGGGCGCCAUACACUCGGUGGUCUUUGGUGGCUUUGCCGCUCGGGAGCUCUGUUCGCGCAUCGAGCAUGUGGAGCCGAAGCUGGUGAUUGCCUCGAAUGUGGGCGUGGAACCGGGCAAGGUCGUGCCCUAUCUGGACAUUCUCCACUCGGCCAUUCAAAUGUCCCGCUGGCGUCCGCCGCAGCGGAACAUUAUCUUUAUGCGUGAGAAUGUCUCCGUGGACACGGUGGACGAGCAGUCGGAUGUGCUCUGGUCGGAUGUGCUGGCCAUGUCCGAUGCCAGUCAACCGAUUGCCUGUGUGCCCAUCGAGGCAAAUGAUCCGCUGUACAUACUCUACACCUCGGGCACCACCGACAAGCCGAAGGGUGUGCUCCGCACCAUUGGUGGACAUUUGGUGGCGCUGAUGUACACGCUGAAGCGUAUCUAUGGCAUUGGGCCGGGUGAUACUUGGUGGGCUGCCUCCGACAUGGGCUGGGUGGUGGGUCAUUCGUACAUUUGCUAUGGUCCGCUGUGUCUGGGCGCCACCAGCGUCAUGUACGAGGGCAAACCAGAUCGCACGCCCGAUCCAGGGCAGUACUUUAGAAUCAUCGAUCAGUACCAGGUGCGUUCCAUCUUCUCCGUGCCCACCUCCUUCCGUGUCAUACGUCGUGCUGAUCCGGACAUUAGCUAUGGCCGUCAGUACUCCAUGAAGUCGCUGCGUGCCAUUUUCAUUGCCGGCGAACACUGCGAUUAUGAGACCAAAAUGUGGAUUGAAAAGACAUUCAAGGUGCCGGUGCUGAAUCAUUGGUGGCAAACGGAAACGGGUUCCGCGGUGACGGCUACCUGUUUGGGCUAUCAGCAAAGUCUCACUCCGCCCACAUACUCCACGGGUUUGCCCUUGAUGGGUUAUGAUGUAAAAGUACUCAAACCCGAUGGCAGCGAGUGUAAACCCUCGGAGCUGGGUCGGAUUGUGCUGAAGUUGCCACUGCCACCAGGCAACAUGGCCACGCUCUACAAAAACGAAGAGCUCUUCCGCAAAUUGUACUUCCAAAAGUUUCCAGGCUACUACGACACCAUGGAUGCUGGCUACAAGGAUGAACGUGGCUACAUUUUCGUCACAGCUCGCGAUGAUGAUGUCAUCAAUGUGGCUGGACAUCGUUUGUCCACUUCCAGCUUGGAGGAUGCUGUACUCCGGCACCCGGAUGUGGUGGAUGUGGCUGUGUUUGGUGUGCCCGAACCCACCAAGGGCCAAGUGCCACUCUGCCUGUACAUACCCGUCGAGAAUUGCCGCAAAACGGAUGCCAAACUCUCCACGGAGAUCAUUAAGCUCAUCCGCGAUGUUGUCGGACCCAUUGCCGCCUUUCGGCUGAUCACUUCGGUGAAUAAUCUGCCACGCACACGCUCCGGCAAGACGAUGCGCAAGGCCAUGGCGGACUUUGCACGCAAUGAGCGAGUGGUCCUGCCCGCCACCAUUGACGAUGCGAGCGUCUUCACUGAGAUACGACGUGCCCUGCAGCAGCUGGGCUAUGCCAUGUCCGCACCGGAUCCCAUUGUGGCCAAGCUGCUGGACUGAAGAGGGGCACACAGAAUCCAUUCCCAUGAACCAAAAAAUGUAAUAAAAUGUAAACUGAAA